Canis lupus familiaris (dog) is the source of this 2197-nucleotide messenger RNA. RefSeq names its product protein SDA1 homolog. Gene Ontology annotation, biological process: ribosomal large subunit biogenesis; ribosomal large subunit export from nucleus. The record is from RefSeq and is a predicted model, not a curated record. Gene Ontology annotation, cellular component: nucleolus. Lineage: Eukaryota; Metazoa; Chordata; Mammalia; Carnivora; Canidae. The transcript has a single exon. Bases 28 to 2091 code for a protein of 687 amino acids.
CGUCUUGCGGGCGGCUCAGCAACCAGCAUGUCUAACAGAAACAAUAACAAGCUGCCCAGCAACCUGCCACAGUUACAGAAUCUGAUCAAGCGGGAUCCGCCCGCCUACGUCGAGGAGUUUCUACAGCAGUAUAAUCACUACGAAUCCAAUGUGGCGGUUUUUAAAUUACAACCAAAUAAACCUAGCAAAGAACUGGCAGAGCUAGUGAUGUUUAUGGCACAGAUUGGUCACUGCUACCCAGAACAUUUAAGUAACUUUCCCCAAGAGCUGAAAGAUCUUCUCUCCUACAAUCACACUGUCUUGGAUCCAGAUCUUCGAAUGACAUUUUGCAAAGCUUUGAUCUUGCUGAGAAAUAAGAAUCUCAUCAAUCCAUCAAGUUUGCUAGAACUUUUCUUUGAACUUCUGCGUUGCCAUGAUAAGCUUCUGCGAAAGACUUUAUACACACAUAUUGUCACUGAUAUCAAGAAUAUAAAUGCAAAACACAAGAACAAUAAAGUGAAUAUUGUGUUGCAGAAUUUCAUGUAUACCAUGUUAAGAGAUAGCAAUGCAACUGCAGCCAAGAUAUCUUUGGAUGUGAUGAUUGAACUCUACAAAAGAAACAUCUGGAAUGAUGCCAAAACUGUCAAUGUGAUCACAACGGCAUGUUUCUCUAAGGUCACCAAGAUAUUAGUUGCUGCUUUGACAUUUUUCCUUGGGAAAGAUGAAGAGGAGAAACAGGACAGCGACUCAGAAUCCGAGGAUGAAGGACCAACAGCAAGAGACCUGCUAGUGCAGUAUGCCACGGGGAAGAAAAGCUCCAAAAACAAGAAAAGGUUGGAAAAGGCUAUGAAAGUGCUCAAGAAACAAAAAAAGAAGAAGAAACCAGAGGUGUUUAACUUUUCAGCUAUUCAUCUGAUUCAUGAUCCCCAAGAUUUUGCAGAAAAAUUAUUAAAACAACUAGAGAGCUCUACGGAGAGGUUUGAGGUGAAAAUGAUGCUCAUGAACCUCAUCUCCAGAUUGGUGGGAAUUCAUGAGCUUUUUCUCUUCAACUUCUAUCCCUUUGUACAAAGAUUUCUGCAGCCCCACCAAAGAGAAGUAACAAAGAUCCUUCUGUUUGCUGCCCAAGCAUCUCAUCACUUAGUACCCCCAGAGAUCAUUCAGUCAGUGCUCAUGACUGUGGCCAACAAUUUUGUCACCGACAAGAAUUCUGGGGAGGUCAUGACAGUAGGAAUCAAUGCUAUAAAAGAAAUAACAGCUCGAUGUCCUCUAGCCAUGACUGAAGAACUUCUCCAAGACCUAGUUCAGUAUAAAACACACAGAGAUAAGAAUGUGAUGAUGUCUGCUAGAACUUUGAUUCAGCUCUUCCGAACACUGAAUCCUAAGAUGUUGCAGAAGAAAUUCCGGGGCAAGCCUACAGAGGCCUCCAUAGAAGCAAGAGUGCAAGAAUAUGGAGAAUUAGAUGCUAAAGAUUACAUUCCAGGAGCAGAAGUUCUAGAAGUUGGAAAAGAAGAGAAUGCUGAAAAUGUUGAAGAUGGGUGGGAAAGUACCAGUCUCAGUGAGGAGGCAGAUGCUGAUGGUGAGUGGAUUGAUGUGCAUCAUUCUUCUGAUGAAGAGCAGCAAGAAAUAUUCAAGAAGCUCAACGGGAUGCCCAUGGAGGAGCGGAAAGCCAAAGCUGCAGCCAUUAGCACGAGCCGAGUUCUAACUCAGGAAGACUUCCAGAAAAUCCGCAUAGCCCAAAUGAGGAAAGAACUCGACGCUACCCCAGGGAAAGCCCAAAAGAGGAAAUAUAUUGAAAUAGAUAAUGAUGAGGAGCCCAGGGGUGAGUUACUUUCUCUUCGGGACAUUGAACGCCUUCAUAAAAAGCCAAAAUCUGACAAGGAGACAAGACUAGCAACAGCAGUGGCUGGAAAGACAGACCGAAAAGAAUUUGUGAGGAAGAAAACCAAAAUGAACCCAUUUUCCAGUUCCACAAAUAAAGAGAAGAAAAAACAGAAGAACUUUAUGAUGAUGCGAUAUAGCCAUAACGUCCGGUCAAAAAACAAGCGUUCCUUCCGAGAAAAGCAGCUGGCACUACGAGAUGCACUUUUGAAAAAGAGAAAAAGAAUGAAGUAACCUCCGAGCAAGUCUUCCAUUCCAAGAAGAAUGCUAAAUUUGUAUCAUUAUUUUGAAAAUUAGUUAAUCAAGCAUGUUUACAUUAAAAAGUCCUGAAGGUAAAAAA